Molecule: messenger RNA, 834 nt
Organism: Vespa crabro (European hornet)
Lineage: Eukaryota; Metazoa; Arthropoda; Insecta; Hymenoptera; Vespidae
Exons: 7
Coding region: 1-834 (277 amino acids)
Biological process (GO): sensory perception of taste
Cellular component (GO): axon; membrane; dendrite
Source: RefSeq, a predicted model, not a curated record
AUGGUGAUAUUUGUGACACUUAUAAUGCGAUUAUAUCAGAACGAGUGGUUUUAUGAGAAGAAAGGUUUAUCUGUGGCCGAAGUAUUUUGGUUUUCUGAAACAGUUAUAUUGUCAGACAUAGAUUAUAAUACGUUCUUGCAGUUGUAUUAUACCGACCUUUCUCCUGUCAUCGAAAUGCUAAUUAAUGACUUUACAUUUAUCUUUUGGAUCAGGUAUAUAAAGAUUAAGUUUGGUCUAUUAAAUGCUGUAUUACAAAGCAUGCUGAAAACAACUAUUGAUUCUCCACAACAUAAGAGAGUUCUUCGAAUGAAGGACAACUGGGAAGAUGAUUCUUCGUUAUCUACUGUUUAUGGAACUUACAAAACAAAUGAAAAUCUUAUCAAAUUAAAAAGAGUCAAACAAAUCCAUUUGGAAUUAAUGAAAUGUGCUAGAAUAAUAAAUGAGGCUUAUGAAUUACAAAUUCUUAUAUCCAUAUUUACAACGGCCCUUUUUAUCACGACAUUGUCAUACAAUCUGUACAUUAACUUAAACAUAGGUGACAAAUGGAUAAUACAACUAUAUGUGUAUUUAACUUGGAUUUUUUAUUUUGCCAUCAUGAUUUCCGUAAAAGCGCAUAUAUGUGAGACUGCAAUUAAAGAAAUUAGUGAUUUAACUCUACAGCUUAUUCAAAACCACCUGACCCUUACAAGCUGUGACAUUUUUGAUCUCGAUUACACAUUGAUACGUAAUGUGGUCAAUACCGUCAUAACUUAUAUCGUUAUUCUCAUUCAAAUUGGGAAUGUAUCAAAACAAGAUUUAAAUGAAAAUUCGACGUCAUCGACUAAAAAUGAUUGA